Molecule: messenger RNA, 3675 nt
Organism: Quercus lobata
Lineage: Eukaryota; Viridiplantae; Streptophyta; Magnoliopsida; Fagales; Fagaceae
Product: protein unc-13 homolog
Exons: 5
Coding region: 195-3146 (983 amino acids)
Source: RefSeq, a predicted model, not a curated record
UCAUUUCCUAUUCUAAAAGUCAAGCAAGCAUAAACCCAACAACACCAACACUAUUCUAUAAUAAAUUAUUAUUAUUAUAACCCAACUCCAUUCAUUCCCUUUUACCUUUUUCUUUUCUCCCAUACCAAAACAAAACAUCACUCACUCACACACACGCAAAGUGAGCCCACACAACAGCAACAGCAACAGCAACAAUGUCCAAGAUUUUCAGAGACAAAACCUUAGGAGGAUCUUCCAAAAGACACAACAUCAACAUCAACAUCGACUUCCAAGUUCCCAUGCCCAUGCAACCGGUGGAGCACCUACCCUCUCCAUUCGGGGCUCCCAAUCUCUCCGACUCGGAGCUCAGAGAAACCGCUUACGAGAUCCUCGUCGGCGCUUGCCGGAGCUCCGGUACGAGACCGUUGACUUACAUCCCUCAGUCAGAGAAGCCCGAAAGGGCUCCUACAGUUAGACCGUCGGCUUCGUUGCAGAGGUCGCUGACUUCAUCGGCGGCAAGCCGAGUAAAGAAGGCGCUUGGGCUCAAAACGAAGAGGAGGGUUGCCGCAGUUGGAGGAGGAAGAGGAAGUGAGUCAGUGAGUCAGGGACGAGUGAAGAAGGCGGUGACUACUGGGGAGCUGAUGAGGGUCCAAAUGAGGGUUUCGGAGCAAACUGAUUCCAGAAUUAGGAGAGCCUUAUUAAGGGUCGCUGCUGGUCAGCUUGGAAGACGAAUGGAGUCAAUGGUUUUGCCACUUGAGCUACUCCAACAGUUUCGAUCUCCAGAUUUUCCUAAUCAGCUAGAAUAUGAGGCUUGGCAAAGGAGGAAUUUGAAGGUUCUGGAAGCAGGACUCCUUGUGCAUCCUCACCUGCCGCUAGAGAAGACAAACACCACUGCACAGCAGCUUCGCCAGAUAAUUCGUGGGGCCUUAGAGAAGCCCAUAGAAACUGGAAAACACAGUGAGUCGAUACAAGUCUUGCGGGGUGUUGUAAUGUCUCUUGCUUGCAGAUCAUUUGAUGGUUCUACUUCUGAGACGUGUCACUGGGCAGAUGGGUUUCCAUUGAACCUCCGGCUCUACCAAGUGCUCUUAGAAGCAUGUUUUGAUAUUAAUGAAGAAACAACUAUAAUCGAAGAGGUUGAUGAGGUUUUAGAACUCAUAAAGAAGACCUGGGCAAUCCUAGGAUUGAACCAGAUGCUGCAUGAUCUUUGUUUCUCAUGGGUUUUAUUCCAACAUUAUGUUGUAACUGGUCAAGUGGAAAUUGACCUAUUAUUUGCAUCCAAUAAUCUCUUGAUAGAAAUUGAAAAGGAUGCCAAGGCAAUAACAGAUCCAGUCCACUCUGAGGUUUUGAGCUCUACAUUGAGUUUGAUAUUGGGGUGGGCAGAAAAAAGGCUUCUUGCUUACUGUGAUACUUUCCACAGUGGUAAUAUUGAAUCAAUGCAAAGUGUUGUCUCCCUAGGGGUAUUAUCAGCAAAGAUAUUGGUAGAAGAUAUCUCUCAUGAGUAUCAUAAGAAGAGGAAAGAAAUUAAUGUGACCCGUGAAAGGGUUGAAACUUAUAUAAGAUCAUCACUAAGCACUGCUUUUGCUCAGAAAAGGGAGAAGAUGAACUCAGGCAAGCGUAUAUCUAAGAACCAGAACAGUUCUCUUCCUGCCCUUUCCAUCCUUGCACAAGAUGUUAGUGAAUUGGCUCUUAACGAGAAAGAGAUAUUUAGUCCAAUACUGAAGAGUUGGCACCCUCUUGCAUCAGGUGUUGCUGUAGCUACCCUUCAUUCUUGCUACGGGAAUGAGCUGAAGCAAUAUAUUACGGGUAUUAGUGAGUUGACUCCUGAUGCUGUACAAGUGCUGAGAGCUGCUGACACAUUGGAGAAAGAUCUUGUGCAGAUUGCAGUUGAAGAUGCAGUGGACAGUGACGAUGGUGGGAAGUCUAUCAUACAGGAGAUGCCUCCUUAUGAGGCUGAAGCAGUUAUGGCCAAUCUGGUAAAGUCAUGGAUAAAGACAAGAGUUGACAGACUGAAGGAAUGGACUGACAGGAAUCUGCAACAAGAGGUAUGGAAUCCACAAGCCAACAAGGAGCGAUUUGCUCCUUCUGCUGUUGAAGUUCUAAAAAUCAUAGAUGAAACUUUAGAAGCAUUCUUUCUGUUGCCAAUUCCUAUGCAUCCAGUCUUGCUUCGAGAAUUGAUGACUGGUUUUGACAGAUGUCUUCAGCAUUACAUAUUGAAGACUAAGUCUGGCUGUGGAGGCCGAAGUACUUACAUCCCCAGUAUGCCUGCUCUGACUAGAUGCUCAACAGGAUCAAAGUUCCAUGGUGUAUUCAAAAAGAAGGAAAAAUCACAAAUAACACAGAAGAGGAAAUCCCAAGUUGAAACACGUAAUGGGGAUAACUCCUUUGGGAUACCCCAGCUGUGUGUUCGCGUAAAUACUUUGCAGCAGAUUCGAACAGAAUUGGGAGUUUUAGAGAAGAGGAUGAUUGCUCAUCUUGAAAACACUGAAUGUACUCUCACUGAGAGUAUUGCAAAUGGGACAGGGAAAAAGUUUGAACUUUCAAAAGCUGCAUGUGGGGAAGGGAUCCAACAACUCUGUGAGGCAAUGGCAUAUAAGAUAAUCUUCCAUGACCUAAGUCAUAUUCUUUGGGAUGGCUUGUAUGUUGGGGAAGUUUCUUCUUCUAGGAUUGAUCCCUUCCUUCAGGAGCUUGAGCAAUAUUUGGAGAUUGUUUCAUCAACAGUGCAUGACAGAGUCAGAACGCGUGUUAUUACUGACAUAAUGAAAGCUUCUUUUGAUGGGUUCCUGUUGAUUUUGCUUGCUGGAGGCCCUUCUCGUGCUUUCACACAACAUGAUUCUGAAAUAAUAGAGGAGGAUUUUAAGUUUCUCACAGAACUAUUUUGGUCCAAUGGGGAUGGAUUGCCAGCUGAUUUAAUAAAUAAGUUUUCAACUACUGUUAAAAGUAUCCUCGCUUUACUUCACACUGAUACUGAGAGCCUAAUUGAGCAAUUCAGACGUAUGAUUCUUGAGAUUUAUAGCUCCUCUGCUAAAUCAAAGCUUCCGCUGCCUCCAACUUCUGCUCAGUGGGAUCCAACUGAACCAAACACAAUUUUACGAGUUUUGUGUUAUCGGAAUGAUGAGAUGGCAGCAAAGUUUCUUAAGAAGACUUACAAUCUGCCCAAGAAAUUAUAACAACUUUGGGUUGUGAAGAGAAAUGCAUUUAUGGGCAAGAAAUGUUGCUAGGUCAUGUCUGCCUUUUCCAGUACAUAUUACACCAACUAGAUGCUAAGAACUCCAUCUCCUAUGGGGGACUAAUAUUGUUGGAGGAAAAUUAUAGCUCCUGUAUAGUAAUCUAUUGGCUGCAUUCCAUUUGUUUAGGGCCUCACUAGUCAGUUAUGGGAACCUCGUGGGAGCAAUGGACUUGCUCCUAGGUUUAUGAUUAAUAAGUUUGGGAAUGUAUUAUGCAAGAGGAAGGGUGCAGAUUGAAGUUUUAUACUUUCCCAUAAGAUUUAGAUCCCAUGAAGGCAAUCCUUGUGUCCAAACUACCACAUAAGCAUUUGUUUCGCAUGGUGAGGUUCUUCAGCUCCCUUUGGUUAUAUUUCUUAUGUUUCACACUGCCUAAAUUGGCAAAUUGCAAAAUAGUAGAAAGAGAAAGGUUUGAUAAUAGGAUGGUAUUGUUUUUACUUCUUUGUUUGGGCAUAAGUAACAGGUAGUCUUAUCA